AUGAUCGAGACGUCCUCGUCCUCCACCUGCAGCACGAGCACUAGCAGCAGCACCAGCAGCGGGGGCGGCUGCGCCGGCUCGGCGCCGCGCUCGGCCGCGUGCCUCAAGCGCGCCGGCCCCAUGGCCGUGCCCGAGGCGGUGGCGUGGCUGGACCACCUGACGCUCGAGCUGCACACCGCGUCCAUCAGCGGCAAGCCGCAGUACCAGCUCACCAUGAAGUACACCCCCGCACAGCAGAAGCUGGCGGCCGCCGCGACCUGGACCAUCUAUCGGCCGUUCGACGAGUACCGCGCCUUCCAGAAGCGGCUGCUCAAGCGCAUGCAGCACGGCCACUCGUGCGGCGCCGAGUGCAAGUGGCUCUACAAGGUGGUCAAGCACUACUUCCCGCAGAAGUCGCUCUUCUGCAACAACUGCCCCAAGGUGGUGGCGGCCCGCCAGCAGACGCUCUUCCGCUGCCUCACCACCGUGCAGGCCUCGCUCGUGAACCGGGGCAACCACAGCUGCCGCGUACUCGUGCACGACGUGGCCGCCGAGUUCAACCGCUUCGUGGUCAAGGGCAUGAAGGACAUGGCCGCCGCGGACUUGCCGUCCUCCGAGCUCAGUGCUGUCACUCGCGACUCGCUGGACUCGCUCAGCGAGGGGGAAGAGGAGGAAGACGACGGUGACAGCGAGUCCGAGGACGAGCAGGAGGGAGAACAGCAGGAGGAGCGCGAGUGCGACGCCUGCCACAGUCGACACGUCGUGUGCCGCACGCACAGCAGCGUCAAGGCAUAG
Messenger RNA from Phytophthora sojae, 774 nucleotides. RefSeq lists its product as hypothetical. Bases 1 to 774 code for a protein of 257 amino acids. The record is from RefSeq and is a predicted model, not a curated record. Gene Ontology annotation, molecular function: phosphatidylinositol binding. The transcript has a single exon. Lineage: Eukaryota; Oomycota; Peronosporomycetes; Peronosporales; Peronosporaceae.